Photinus pyralis (common eastern firefly) is the source of this 668-nucleotide messenger RNA. Its product is annotated as serine incorporator 1-like. Gene Ontology annotation, cellular component: membrane. The transcript has 3 exons. The record is from RefSeq and is a predicted model, not a curated record. Lineage: Eukaryota; Metazoa; Arthropoda; Insecta; Coleoptera; Lampyridae. The annotation marks the transcript as partial.
ACAGGAGUGGUUUUGUGUAACAAACUUUAAUGACACUUAUUGCAUAUUACGCUUUUAGCUUUUGGGGAUUAAAAUAUCUGCUAAUUAUUGGUGGAAUAAUUGGCGCCUUUUUCAUUCCCGAAGCAUCUUUUGGUUCGGUAUGGAUGUACUUCGGAUUGAUCGGCGGCUUUCUCUUCAUACUGAUACAACUAAUUUUGAUUGUUGACUUCGCUCACUCAUGGGCCGACGCGUGGGUGGGCAAUUACGAGGAGACCGAAUCGAGAGGCUGGUACAUUGCACUUUUGGGCGUUACGUUUCUCAAUUACGCCCUCGCACUUACCGGUGUGGUGCUGCUCUAUGUCUUUUUCACUAAGGCCAAUGAUUGUAGCUUGAAUAAAUUCUUCAUUUCAAUUAACCUAAUUUUGGCAGUCGGUAUAAGUAUCGUAUCUGUUUUGCCUAAAGUGCAGGAAAAGCUGCCACGUUCUGGACUGUUGCAAUCGUCGAUUGUUUCUUUGUACACCAUCUACUUGACGUGGUCUACGGUCUCCAAUUCACCAGACUCUGAUUGUAAUCCUGGACUGUUGGGAAUAGUGGGCGCGAACUCUACAGCUAAGUCUACACAAUUGGGAUUUGAUGGACAGAGCAUUAUCGGUCUUGUGGUGUGGAUGGGUUGUAUUUUAUAUUCGUCU